Messenger RNA from Capronia epimyces CBS 606.96, 810 nucleotides. RefSeq lists its product as uncharacterized. The record is from RefSeq and is a predicted model, not a curated record. The transcript is spliced from 2 exons. Lineage: Eukaryota; Fungi; Ascomycota; Eurotiomycetes; Chaetothyriales; Herpotrichiellaceae. The coding region runs from base 1 to 810 and encodes 269 amino acids.
AUGUCAACGGCAACGCCGCACAAGCCCAUCCCGGCCCGUCUCGCUGGCAAGGUCGCUCUGAUCACCGGGGCAGCAGGCAAUAUCGGGUCGGCAACCGCACACAGGUUCCUGCAGGAAGGGGCCAAGCUCGCGCUCAUCGACCUGGACGCGGCACAGCUACAGAGGACCGAGCAAGCCCUCGUCGCAACCAAUCCUCGCAUCGCAUCGUCUGUCGCCGAACACGUGCUGCGCGUGGUGGCCGACGUCACAGACGAGGAGAGCAUCAAACGCGCGGUUCAAGAGACCGUCGACACUUUUGCCAGGCUGGACACAGCCUUCCUCUGCGCCGGCGCUUCAUACACGGCCACGUCCAUUUUUGACACCGACCUGGAGCUGUACGAUCGUCUGACGAGGAUCAAUAGUAGAUCUGCCUUCGUUGGGAUUAAGCAUGCGGCUGCGGCUAUGCGAGACCUUGGACAGGGAGGGAGUAUCAUCCUCGCCUCCUCGGUCUCCGGGCUCCGCGGAGCACCAGGCAUGACCGUGUACGCUGCCUCCAAGUUUGCCCUCCGGGGUAUGUGUUUAUCGUUGGUCGCCGAACUGGGUCAGUACGGGAUCCGCAUCAACACCAUCCAUCCUUGUGGAGUGAAUACGCCCAUGUUUAGACAGACCUGGACCAGGGAGCAGGAGCAAGCGCUAUUGAAGACUGUCCCGCUUGGGCGGUGGGCAGAGGUUGAAGACGUGGCCGCGGUCGUCUCGUUUCUUGCGAGUGACGACGCUCAAUUCCUGACUGGCGGAGCUCUCAAGGUCGAUGGCGGAAUGGUCUGCAUGUAA